CUUUCUCAAACAUCUAUAGAUUUUUGGGGCACCCACUUUGUCGUUUCAUUGGUCUCUAUAGCAACCGAAUAGAUAAACCUAAGAGGGUUUAACCUCGUUUCUUCAAUCCAUUCUUCGCUGUUUCGAACGGGUGUUUGGUCUCUUCUCUCUUAUCCAUGGCAUCAACGUUUCUCACCCUUCCAACUCCAUUCCUACACAAAACCAAUGCCAUUUCUUUCUCUAACAAGAGACCCUCUUUUUCCCGGAGGAGCUCUCUGAAGAUCAAUGCAAUUGCCAAAAAGUGGGAACCCACUAAGGUUGUGCCUCAGGCUGAUAGAGUUCUUAUUCGUUUGGAAGAGCUAUCAGAUAAAACAGCUGGGGGAGUUUUGCUGCCCAAGUCAGCUGUGAAAUUUGAGCGAUAUCUUGUGGGAGAAAUCCUAAAUGUUGGUGCUGAGGUUGGAGAAUUAAAGGCUGGAACAAAGGUACUAUUCACUGACAUGAGUGCUUAUGAGGUGGAUUUGGGGACUGAUGCAAAGCACUGCUUCUGCAAAGCUAGUGACUUGUUAGCAGUGGUUGAGUAGGGUUUGGCCCCUGCAUGAAACAAAGAGGGUGCACUAUUUUUUUUAUAACAUCUUUGACAAAUGUAUUUUCAAUUGAAUAAACCAUUUCUGUUAAUUGGUGUUAAAAUGUUAUAUUCCUUUUCUGUUAUAGUUUCUGAAUCAAAACUCUAAUCAUAAAUUUGUGUUCUACCCUUUCCAA
Messenger RNA from Vigna unguiculata (cowpea), 738 nucleotides. RefSeq names its product 10 kDa chaperonin 1, chloroplastic-like. The record is from RefSeq and is a predicted model, not a curated record. Gene Ontology annotation, cellular component: mitochondrion; chloroplast. NCBI's taxonomy places the organism in Eukaryota, Viridiplantae, Streptophyta, Magnoliopsida, Fabales, Fabaceae. Gene Ontology annotation, molecular function: protein-folding chaperone binding; metal ion binding; ATP binding.